Messenger RNA from Hemibagrus wyckioides, 605 nucleotides. RefSeq names its product NADH:ubiquinone oxidoreductase subunit B (gene ndufb6). Gene Ontology annotation, biological process: mitochondrial ATP synthesis coupled electron transport; mitochondrial electron transport, NADH to ubiquinone. NCBI's taxonomy places the organism in Eukaryota, Metazoa, Chordata, Actinopteri, Siluriformes, Bagridae. The transcript has 4 exons. The record is from RefSeq and is a predicted model, not a curated record. The coding region runs from base 144 to 536 and encodes 130 amino acids.
GUUCCGGCGCGGUGCACUGUGGGAUCGUUGUCCUCUCUCAGGUGUCAUUGUACGCUGGUUCUGAGUUUAUAAUCAGGUUUAUGAUAUUAUUGUUGUAAUUAUUAUUAUUAUUAUUAUUAUUUAGAGUGUGUGUGAGAGUGUGUAUGAUGUCGGGGUACACGGCAGAGGAGAAGCUCCGGCUGCAGCAGUUAUCUUCCCUGCGGCGCCGCUGGCUGAAGGAGCAGGAGCUGACCGCUCGGGAACCGCUGACCAGAACCGCGGCUCCGGGCCGAGUCCAGGCCUUCUGGACCUCCUUCCUCCAGCCACAGAGCCUCUGGAGGAUCUACGCAUUUAAGGCUUAUAGUGCAGGUGCGUUUGCUCUGACCCGUGUCCUUAUUCCAGCCUGGGUCGUCCACUACUACGUCAAAUAUCAUCUGCUUAAUAAACCCUACAGUGUGGUGGAGCUGAAACCCAGACUCUUCCCAGGUGAUACCAUUCUGGAGACAGGGGAGGUGAUUCCUGAGAUACCUGAGACUCAUGGCCACGCCCACCACUGAGCAGUGCACCUGUAACAUGAACAACUCUGUACAUACUUCUGUAUCUGAUAAUAAAGAGCUUUACCCAGA